Messenger RNA from Chaetomium globosum CBS 148.51, 744 nucleotides. RefSeq lists its product as uncharacterized. The coding region runs from base 1 to 744 and encodes 247 amino acids. The transcript is spliced from 3 exons. The record is from RefSeq and is a predicted model, not a curated record. Lineage: Eukaryota; Fungi; Ascomycota; Sordariomycetes; Sordariales; Chaetomiaceae.
AUGGCCUUCGUCCAAGCCGCAAAAUUGGGACCACAUGCCAACAAGCUGCCGACCGUGCGGCUGCUUUGUGAGACCGUUUGGGGAACUGCAGCCGGAAUGUCACUGUUGUGCAUUGUGACGCGCUUGAGGUCGAGGACGCCGUACCUGAACAGCAGCCUAAUCCCCCACACAAGUGACACCAACCCGACCGCAACCGUCCCGAACAGGAGAUAUCAGUUUGGCAAUACGACAUUAGGGUUUCCAACACAGAUGGUAAUGCAUACCCCAUUGGCUGUGCCCAUUUGCCGUCCCAACGGCUGCUGGGGUUGUAUGGUGACCAUCAACAAGCCCAACCUACAGUCGCACACGUGCACGCACACGGCCUAUUCACAUUUCUCCCUGACCAACAACAGAUCGCCCGUGUCGUACUCUCGAGCCACAAAGUUUUUCCCCAUCCCUCCCAAGUCCCACCCCAGCCUUGUUGCCCAUACAACCCAAGUUGCCCUUGCACGUGCAGCCACCUAUGGAGAACCGACGUGCUACCUCCCCGCCACCAUACCACACCACCCACAAACCGCAAUAACCAACGGGACCGCUCUCUGCCCAGCCUUGCCCCGACACCCCUCCACAAGAAUCACCAUACCAACACCGACCCUGGCCAACUUGCGCCGGAAGUACAACACAAUACACCCUGAACAGAAUCAUAUCAUGUUGAGCGUAGUAGUGCGCCGCGAACUCGUGGGCCUCGCUGAAGCGCCGGGGUAG